AUGGCAGGCGUAGCUGGUGACAACCAGCUCUUCGAGGACUCCUUCACGGUUAUCAACGUUGAUCAGUCUAAGUACGACCGCGUCGCGCGCCUCAAGGCCACCUCAGACGACAACCAGACCCUCAUCUACCUCGACAUCAACACGGAACUCUAUCCUUGCCAAGUGGGCGACCGUCUGGAUUGCGUCUUGGCCAGCUCGCUGAAGACAGAUGGAAGCAAGGAUGACGAGGGCGGCUGGCGAGAUGCCACCAAGGGCGGCAACACCGAGGGUUCGCUCGCCGAUUUAUUCGACUACGUAUGCCACGGCAAGAUCUACAAGUUUGAGGACGGCGCAGACGGCCAAUCACUCAAGGCCUACAUCUCUUUCGGCGGGUUGUUGAUGUCAAUCGAGGGACCGUAUAAGAAGCUUACCCCUCUUCGGGUCGACUACACCUACCUUCUCGUCAAGAAAUGA
This is a messenger RNA of Thyridium curvatum, 453 nucleotides long. RefSeq lists its product as uncharacterized. Lineage: Eukaryota; Fungi; Ascomycota; Sordariomycetes; Thyridiales; Thyridiaceae. Gene Ontology annotation, biological process: DNA-templated transcription. Gene Ontology annotation, molecular function: DNA-directed RNA polymerase activity. Gene Ontology annotation, cellular component: RNA polymerase III complex; RNA polymerase II, core complex; RNA polymerase I complex. The transcript is spliced from 2 exons. Bases 1 to 453 code for a protein of 150 amino acids. The record is from RefSeq and is a predicted model, not a curated record.